AUGUCUGCCCCCGGUGCUCCCCACAUCUCUGCCGAGGACGUCAAGCUCGACCACGGCAAGGUCCCGACCUCGGCCGACGCUCGCACCGACGUCGCCACCAUCCUCUCGGGCUCGUCGGACCGCGCCUCGCGUGUCGACGCCGCCAAGGAGCUCGUCGACCUGAUCAAGGUCGAGGGUCCCCACGCCUUCGUCCGCGAGGGUGUCGCCUCGGCCAUCCUCAAGGGUCUCGCCGACAAGAAGAACGCCGGCGUCCGCGAGGCCGCCUGCGACCUCCUCCAGAUCCUCGUCGAGCAGGGCCUCGGCAACGCCGUCGAGCCGUUCUUCUACGAGAAGCUCAUGCCGACCAUCGUCGCCGAGACGUUCGCCGACAAGGAGAAGGUCGUCCGCGAGGCCGCUGUCCAGGCCGUCAAGUCGGUCGUCCAGGUCUCGUCGUCGUGGAGCGUCCCCAUCUUCCUCCCGAUCCUCCUCGAGCAGAUCCGCACCGCCGGCAAGUGGCAGGUCAAGACCGGCUCGCUCGAGAUCGUCAACCAGCUCGUCGUCUCGGCUCCGGAGCAGAUGGCCCGCCUCAUGCCCGACAUCAUCCCGACCAUGACCGACGCCAUCUGGGACACCAAGUCGGACGUCAAGAAGGCCGCCCGCUCGACCCUCACCACCCUGUGCUCGCUCGUGUCGAACAAGGACAUUGAGAAGUUCAUCCCGGCGCUCAUCAACUGCCUCAUCAACCCUGUCGAGGAGACCGUCAAGACCAUCCAGCUCCUUGCCGCCACCACGUUCGUCCAGGAGGUCGACUCGCCCACGCUCGCCCUCAUGGCGCCGCUCCUCCAGCGCGGUCUCACCGAGAAGCUCACGUCGACCGUUCGCAAGGUCGCCGUCAUCAUCGACAACAUGACCAAGCUCGUCGACAACGAGCACGUCGUCCGCCCCUUCGUCCCGAAGCUCCUUCCCGGCCUCGUCAAGGUCGAGCAGACCGUCGGCGACCCCGAGGCCCGUGGCGUCGUCGUCAAGGCGAUCAAGACGCUCCGCGAGACCGCCAACUGCACCGGCGACGGCUCGGACCUCCCGCCGCCUCGCGUCGUCACCGCCGAGCAGUCGGCCGGCCCCGUCGUCGAGUCGAUCAAGAAGGUCGACCCGGCUUCGAAGCUCGACGCGUCGUCGCCCCUCGUCGACUUCAUCGCGACGCUCGUCGGCAACCUGUGCACGGCGCGCUGCUGGGAGCAGACCGAGUGGGAGUCCGGCCUUGUGCCGUACAUCUCGCUCGCGCUCCCCGAGACGAUCCGCGCCAACUCGGCCAUCGAGGUCGCGCGCGACCUCCUCCAGAAGCUCGCCAAGGACGAGGGCGAGACGGUCGAGGCGUUCGCCGACGAGGAGGAGGGCGAGGACCUGUGCAACUGCACGUUCUCGCUCGCCUACGGCGCCAAGAUCCUGCUCAACACGGCGACGCUCCGCCUCAAGCGUGGCCACCGCUACGGCCUGUGCGGUCGCAACGGUACCGGCAAGUCGACGCUCAUGCGCGCCAUCGACAACGGCCAGGUCGAGGGCUUCCCGUCCAAGGACGUCGUCCGCACCUUCAUGGUCGAGCACGACGUCGACGGUGACGAGACCGAGAACUCGAUCAUCUCGUUCGUCCUCAAGGACGACCGCAUCCUCAAGACCGAGGAGGAGUGCCGCGACGUCCUCGAGCAGGUCGGUUUCACGCGCGAGCGCCAGGAGGCCGCCAUCGGCUCGCUCUCGGGCGGCUGGAAGAUGAAGCUCGCCCUCGCCCGCGCCAUCCUGUUCGAGGCCGACAUCCUCCUCCUCGACGAGCCGACCAACCACCUCGACGUCGUCAACGUCAAGUGGCUCGAGGACUACCUGUGCGGCCUCAAGACCUGCACGUCCAUCAUCGUCUCGCACGACUCGGGCUUCCUCAACAACGUCUGCUCGGACGUCCUCCACCUCAACAAGUUCAAGGUCAAGCGCUACCCGGGCAACCUCAACGACUUUGUCCGCUACGUCCCCGAGGCCAAGGCCUACUUCGAGCUCAACCCGCUCGAGGAGUACAACUUCAAGUUCCCGGCUCCUCCUCUUCUCGACGGUGUCAAGACCAAGGAGAAGUCGCUCAUGAAGAUGCGCCACGUCGCGUUCCAGUACCCGACGUCGCCCGUCCAGCAGCUGUACGACAUCUCGCUCCAGGUGUCGCUCUCGUCGCGUGUCGCCGUCCUCGGCCCCAACGGUUCGGGCAAGUCGACGCUCGUCAAGCUCCUCGUCGGCGAGACCGAGCCCAACAAGGGCGGCGAGGUCUGGCGCCACCCCAACUUGGUCAUCGGCUACGUCGCGCAGCACGCGUUCCACCACAUCGACCACCACCUCGACAAGACGCCCCUCGAGUACAUGCUCCAGCGUUACCAGACGGGCGAGGACAUCGAGGAGCUCGAGAAGGCCAACCGCAAGCUCACCGAGGAGGAGGAGCGCAAGAUGAAGGAGGGCGCGACCGUCGUCGUCGAGGGCGUCAAGCGCACCAUUGACGACAUCACGGCCCGCAAGAAGCUCAAGCAGUCGUUCGAGUACGAGGUCUCGUUCAAGGGCCUCUCGUCGUCCGAGAACCUGUGGCUCCCGCGUGACGAGCUCAUCCGCCGUGGUUUCGAGAAGAAGGUCCAGGAGGUCGACUCGCGCGAGGCGCAGAAGGCCGGUCUUCUCCGCCCUCUCGUCCGCAAGGAGAUCGAGUCCCACUUCACCGACUUUGGUCUCGAGCCCGAGUUCACCACCCACAACACGAUGCGCGGUCUCUCGGGUGGCCAGAAGGUCAAGGUCGUCCUCGCCGCCGCCACCUGGCGCCGUCCCCACAUCGUCAUCCUCGACGAGCCGACCAACUACCUCGACCGUGAGUCGCUCGCUGCGCUCAUCUCGGCGCUCAAGAACUACGAGGGCGGUGUCCUCGUCAUCACCCACAACCAGGAGUUCUCCGAGUCGAUCUGCACGGAGGUGUGGGCCAUGAAGGACGGCUACCUCACGGCCUCGGGCCACAACUGGGUCGAGGGCCAGGGCGCCGGCCCGCGCAUCGACCAGCCGAAGGAGGGCGACGAGGAGGACGUCUUCGACGCCAUGGGCAACAAGAUCGACGCGCCCAAGAAGGUCAAGAAGGCGACCGCCAAGGACGCACGCAAGGCCAAGAAGGACCGGAUGGCGCGCAAAAAGCUCGGGCUGCCCAGUGACGACGAGGCAGGAUUUGACUGA
This is a messenger RNA of Rhodotorula graminis WP1, 3213 nucleotides long. RefSeq lists its product as uncharacterized. Lineage: Eukaryota; Fungi; Basidiomycota; Microbotryomycetes; Sporidiobolales; Sporidiobolaceae. The transcript is spliced from 9 exons. The record is from RefSeq and is a predicted model, not a curated record. Gene Ontology annotation, molecular function: translation elongation factor activity; ATP binding; ATP hydrolysis activity. Bases 1 to 3213 code for a protein of 1070 amino acids.